This is a messenger RNA of Limulus polyphemus (Atlantic horseshoe crab), 912 nucleotides long. Its product is annotated as membrane metallo-endopeptidase-like 1. The annotation marks the transcript as partial. Gene Ontology annotation, molecular function: metalloendopeptidase activity. The transcript has 5 exons. Gene Ontology annotation, biological process: protein processing. NCBI's taxonomy places the organism in Eukaryota, Metazoa, Arthropoda, Merostomata, Xiphosura, Limulidae. The record is from RefSeq and is a predicted model, not a curated record. Gene Ontology annotation, cellular component: plasma membrane.
CUCACAGACAAUUCUUCUUCACGUAUUUCAGACCACAUUGAUGCCAUUGGAGACAGACCUCUUCGCGAUGUCUUAAAGAAAAUUGAAGAGUGGCCUGUGACCAACAGCAAAUGGGAAGCUCCCUCGUGGCCAAUUGAGGAACUACUUGGUGCCCUCCGGGGAAACUACAACCUUGGUAUUGUUGUCGAACAGUGGGUUGGUCCUGACGAUAAGAAUUCAUCAAUGAACAUCAUACAGCUUGAUCAAAUGCCAUUAGGUCUCCCAAGUCGCGAAUAUUAUCUCAAAGCCAGUAGCGAGCGAGAAAGAAAGGCUUACCAUAAACUGAUGGUAGAGAUCGCUGUUCUACUGGGAGCUGAAAAGAAGCAUGCUGAAACAGAAAUGGAGGAUGUUUUAAACUUCGAAAUCAGACUCGCCAAUGCUACAAUACCCGAAGCAGACCGCCAUGACGCUGGCGCCAUCUACAACAAGUUGACAGUUCAGGAACUGAAGAAUCUUGUUCCAAAAUUUUCGUGGUUGAACUACCUCAACAACGUCUUACCUCUUAAAGUUGACGAAAUGGAACCAGUUGUGGUCUAUGCACUUCCGUAUUUCAAACAGAUGGGUCAAAUCCUAGCUGAAACCCCUCGAAGAGUCGUACAUAAUUACGCCAUAUGGCGUUUGGUCAACGACAUUAUACCUUACCUGAACGGAGAUUAUGCGCUGAAGCUUUCGGAGUUUCGGAAAGUUCUGUUAGGGGUCUCUGCUAACAGAGUGAGAUGGAGCCAGUGUGUGGACUUAGUAAAUAAGAAGUUAGGGAUGGCCGUAGGAGCGAUGUUCAUCCGGGAUAAUUUUGACCCAUCUAGUAAAGAAACGGUACAUACUUUUAAAAAUAAAAAUCAAAAGACACCGACGUUUAAAAUUAAAAUUAAAUAA